Molecule: messenger RNA, 903 nt
Organism: Zeugodacus cucurbitae (melon fly)
Lineage: Eukaryota; Metazoa; Arthropoda; Insecta; Diptera; Tephritidae
Exons: 1
Coding region: 111-677 (188 amino acids)
Source: RefSeq, a predicted model, not a curated record
CAUUACAACCGUUAGCAAUAAUAAAAAGCGAACAAAGAAAGUGUGUGAUAAACGGAAAAUUUGAAAAUUUAACAGCAAUAAGAAAACCCGGUUCCAUUAAAGAAAACCAAAUGUCUUUGCUGCUCGCCAAAAUGUUCGGUUGCGCAAUUUUGCUGACCAUCAGCUGUGCGACCUCUGCCGCCUCUGCCUUACAUGUGCCCUACAGCAACGACUUGGAAGUUCAAGGUAUCCAAUCGGCGAUCUACAAUGCUGGACCACUGGGCAAUCAUGCUGGCCUCUUAAGUGCCGCCAAGGCCGUCAGCCAAUUGCAGCUGCCCAAAUUGAGUGAAACGGUGGAGCAGCAUGACUUCAGCAGCGCUGACGGCCACUUGGAGUCGCUGGGCGCGGCUGGCGAUCACCUGGACCCGAAAAAUUUCCCUGCUGACUAUGCGGAGGAUCAUGGCGCCACCGCUGAGGAGUACGAGGAGGCUGAGGGUGCUGCUUCAGAGCAUCACGAAGAGGUCGCACAUGUGGCCGACUUUGGUGGUCAUGAGUAUUUGGAUAAGCUGGACUUCCAUGGCGAUUAUCACGAUGACUAUCAUCACCAGCCCGUCGUGGGUAUUGAUCAUGGCAAAGGCGCGUUCAGUUACAGCACUUUGUAUGAACACAAGCACGAUGAGCAGAAAGGCUUGUAUUGAGUUUGUGCUGAGGAAUGGGAAAAUGGUGAAAGGUUCGAGUGAGUCUUAUAUGCGUGUGUCCGCGUAUUUUUCUAAUUUCGGCGAAUUUUAAUUAAAAAAGCGAUCUGUGUGGUGUAUUUGGGACAGUAUUAUUAGCCUUAUAUUAUAUGAAAUGGAGUUUGUAAUAAUCGUAGUAUGUAAAUAUAUAUUUCUUGUUUUUUUUUUAAAUAAAAAAUAUAAAAAUUAA